This is a messenger RNA of Aspergillus steynii IBT 23096, 3726 nucleotides long. RefSeq names its product F-box and WD domain protein. Gene Ontology annotation, cellular component: nucleus; proteasome regulatory particle, base subcomplex; cytosol. The record is from RefSeq and is a predicted model, not a curated record. Bases 205 to 3582 code for a protein of 1125 amino acids. Gene Ontology annotation, biological process: proteasome-mediated ubiquitin-dependent protein catabolic process. The transcript has 2 exons. Gene Ontology annotation, molecular function: polyubiquitin modification-dependent protein binding. NCBI's taxonomy places the organism in Eukaryota, Fungi, Ascomycota, Eurotiomycetes, Eurotiales, Aspergillaceae.
CUUUGACUCACGGCAGUUCUUCUCUUCUCUCUCUGCAACCCCUCCUAUCGCUUUCUUCUCAUCCUCUCCUCCUGUCUCCUCCAGCGCCACCUUUACUACGUUCCUCCGUCCUUCUCGCCCUCGUCCUCUCUACAUCGACUGACCCAGACGCCUUUCCUGGUUCAGUCGCCUACAUUGAUCCCCAUUACCCCGCGAAACCUUUUUAUGCAACCAGAGCCCUCUGCAGUAUUUGACCGGACACAACCAGACCCCUCCUCCAACGAGUCGCACUCAAAUACCCAGCAUGGACAUGAUCUCUACGUCGACUCCCCAGGUUCCGGUCUUCUCCGUGAGACCGGAGGCCCUGAAACCGUCCAUGCCUCACCGCAGGGCGGGGAUCAAUCGCCCCUGAAUCCGGUAAUUCCCGGUUUGUCGACGCCACCCGGUGAUAGAGUUAGUCAGUAUGAGAACGCGAUGGGUCAAUCAUCCAAGAAGCAAGGCGAUUUUGAAUUCCAAAUGGUGCCUUCGUCGGCGCACUCGGACCUGUCCCUGGACAUUUUCCCGAAUGAGGUCUUGACUCACAUCCUUUCCCACCUGCCCCCGCCAUCGUUGUCAUCAAUCGCAUUGGUGUCACGUCGAUUCCACAGCUUGGUUACUACCCCUCAUGCCUGGCGGAUCGCAUUCUCCCGUUUCUUCCCCGGCCCGUAUACCACCGAAAAUGGAACUCGACUCAUUGGAUAUGAUCACCCGGACAAUCUGGCGUCCGACAAACGCUUCUUCUCCAGAUUGACUGCCUUGGCAUCGUGGCGAUCCGAAUAUAUUCUCCGAACGCGUCUCAUCAGGUCUCUUUCCAGGGGCAAGCCUGCUUCGUUCGAACCUUCAAAGAAGAAUGGAACUGUUCGCGCGGCAAACGUGCGCAACGGUAGUGCAGUCGCAACCUACACCUCGCAGCUGUUGUACCCCGUGAGCCACUUGCAUGGGGCAUACGGGACGGAAGUUGCCAAAAAGGAACCUCAUUUCAUCCAUGGAGCUUCGGAGCAGGGCAUCGCGUCGGCCAGUGACCCAUCGAGUGUCAAGGUUGGAACGUGGGGUCUCUCCGAUCAUCAGCUCUUCCGACACUUUGCGGAUUUGUAUCCAGGUGACGCGGAAUAUGGACUGGGUGCUGGGAACAUGGUUGGUUUGCCGAAUCAGAUGGACGUCAGCCAGCCGUACGGUAUGAUUUACGGCGAGGGAUGCCCGCAGGGUCGCAGCUAUUUUAUCUCGACCACUGAGCUCCGUGGGCGGUUUUUGGAUCUCACUGAGACCAGUUCGCAGCCACCGCUGGGCAUCCCGGCCUUAAAUAUGAUUACCACGGGCGUCACUGCUGUCUGGAUUGCCAAGUCUUCCCAUGUUCUCAAAGUGACCGGCGGGUUGGUGGGAAUGCUGUCUGGUACAUCCUCCGGUGUUCUUUCGGCCUUUUCACUGGGUCCCCAUCCCACGUAUGAAAAGCGAUUCGAGAGAGGCCAGGUUACUGCGAAAUGGGUUCUUUGUCCCGGGGUCCCCAUCAUUGCUAUUGCGGUCGAUGAUAACUACUCUCCUAGACGCCAUGCUCGCCGGCGCAUUUGGGCGACUGUCCUCAAUGCAUUGGGCGAGGUGUUCUUCCUCUCGGACUUGCCGCAGCAGCCUGAAGUUGGUUCGGCCAAGAUGAGCCCUGAAGAGAUGAACAUGCUGGCGUGGAAGACCGGAAGAAGUGUGAAUUGGGAGCUAGUUGAGCUGAGUAGGCGAACUGCCAGGCCGGACCCCUAUAGCCGGGAGCCCGUUGAUGGCAGCUACAGCCCCCGAUCAUCCUGCGAUGCGAUGAAGUUAAGUCAGGACCAGAUUGCGGCAGAGACCAAAGAAAUAGAGCAAUUUCUGUCAUUCAAACCGAAGCAUUUCCGCAAAGUCUGCGAAGGGUGGGACAUGAGACGCGAUUUGUUAGUCGAUUUUGCCGGCGAUGACACUCACGGCGCUGGCGAGUCCAUCGCUGUCAUUGCUCGCGGCAUCGGGGAGCAAGAGAAAGCAUCGAUACGGCGGUACAUGCGCAAAGCAUCAACGUCGGCUUUGCCUUCGCACCAUUCGAGCAAUCAUGUUGCUGUUGGAAUUGCUCCGUCGACUCUUUUCGGUGGCUCUACCACCCCCAGUAUUUCAGAGAAAUCUGAAAGCCUUCCGCCAUCCAGAGCGUCCGGCCGCUUGAACGAUCCAGUGUUUUGCGCCUCGAAUACCGAGUGGCGCAUCUCUGACUUUGUCUUCGGUGAUCGCAAAUCUGUUCAGAUCACCGCCAGUGCUUUGGAUUUGUCAACGUAUGCAUCAGUGACAGCCGAGGAAGAUCCCCUUCUUGGGAUGUCUGGCAGCUCGGCAGACUCGUCGACUGUAUCUUCACCGCUUCCGCACAUGAAGCAACCGUCUUCGCAUCUGGAGAUCCCUGGACAACGGGGUCGGUACAUGGCUGUUGGCACCAACUCUGGCCUUGUCAUGGUUUGGGACAUUCGAUCUCCCACCGCCAAGAACUCCGAAGUCAUCAACUCCAUCAAUCCAGUACGGAUUAUCCAGACCGAGUCGCCUCAAGUUUCAUGUGUUGCAAUGUCGUCUCUUUACCUUGUGCAUGGUGGAAACGAUGGACUCGUGCAGGCCUGGGACCCCCUCGCGUCGUCUGCACGCCCCAUUCGGACCAUCAAUUCUCGAUUUUCUUCCCGCGCUCGUCGUCGCCUGAUCCAGGCCGAGGCAACUCUUCAUGGCGUCGGGAAUAAUUUCUACGCUACAGGGGCCAUUUCCCUGGACCCAGAUCCGACCGUCCUUCGGGGAAUGGUCGCUCUCGGGACGCACCUGCGUUACUGGUCGUACAGCUCUUCUACUGCCGACCAGUAUAAAACCAGUAAGCGUCGCUUGCGUCGUGGUCCCAAGGGUAUGAACUCCACCGCGGAGGGUCAGCGGUUCAACAACAGUGGCCGCGGGGCUAUAUACGACCACAUCGAGGACGAGAAGGUGGAGAUGAAACGACAAGAAGUUGCAGAUCGGAAGGAGAAAGCACACCUAAGCAACCGGUUUGGUGUUGAUCUCUUGGGUCCAGAUGUUGACGAGGACCAAGUUAUCGCAUACGCCCGACUCCUGAGCGAGGAGGCUUUUGCCAGCGAGGCCCUCAAGCGCGGCAACAUGGGCGCUAGCUCUAUCGUUAGUUCACCUUCGUCCAGUGAUACCGUUGGUCGGCGCGACAGCUCCUUCGCUCCUGAUGAACUUUCAUCUUCUUCAUCUCCGUAUGAGGAUCCCGUAGGUGACGACCUGGCUCCCGAUAUCGCCGAAGCUAUCCGGUUGAGUUUACUUGACGAAGCACCGAAAUCUUUCGAGUCCGAUCCUUUCAUCUCCAACUCGUCUAGUGACUGGCAGGGUCAUCAUGACGACUAUUCUUCCCCGUCGCCGGAGUCGGGGGUGGGCGAAAGCAGCCGUGAGCAAGAACUGACUGAUCUUGAAUUUGCCAUUCAGUUGAGUCUGGCGGAGACACAGCCCCAGGAGCAGGAGGAAUUUCCGUCCCUUCCCAUGUCUAGUUCUCCAGAUAAGAGCAAGGGCAAGGGCAAGGGUCGCGCUUUGUAAUCUUUUAUUUGAUUUGUCGUUGAACUUUACCAUUGUGAUUCUGUGUAGUUCAUGUCUCUUAUAUCUCGGUUUGACAUUUCUCAUAAUGCAUUCGUAUAUGUUUUCCAUUGAAAUGGCCUGUUUUCCCUGUGGCCCAACUUAGCU